GCGGCUCCGUCUGCCACUUCUGGAAAUCCCUCGUGCUUGCUUGCAUUGCAUUCUGCGCCACGGCCUUCGUUCUGCGCCAGAGAUCGCCGUGUCCAAGCAAGGAAUGCUUCGUUCCACUUCGCUUGCUCUAGUACUAAUUCCCCACCCCGAUUCAUCCCCAAUUCGGCGCUUUCCACUCGUCCAGGGUCGCAUUCCCGACCGUUUUGUGAGACUUGGAGUUACUGAGCUGCGUCGCGGAGACUAAGGUCGGAGGGAGAUGGCGGCCACAUUGGCAUCCACCGCCGCUGCUGUCACUUCGGCACGUCUUUCUAAUGGAAGCACCACACCUCGUGGGGGUGGUUUUGCGAAGCGGGGGAGUGCCCUUGUAGGUUCCAACUCGUCGUCUUUGCGGGGAGCUAGACUGGCUGUCUCAUCUUCUUACUCUAGUGCUAGUGCUCGUGCUCAGCGACCUCGGAAGGGUGUUGUCUCGCCUCGCAAUGUGUCGGAUUCGCCUGUCGUCGGGGAGGCAUGCCUCGAUCCGGAUGCUAGCCGGAGUGUGCUCGGGAUUAUCCUCGGUGGAGGAGCGGGAAGCCGUUUGUACCCCUUGACGAAGAAGCGCGCGAAGCCGGCGGUGCCAUUGGGUGCCAAUUACCGGCUGAUAGAUAUUCCCGUCAGCAAUUGCAUCAACAGUAACAUCAACAAGAUUUAUGUGCUCACGCAGUUCAAUUCCGCAUCUUUGAACAGGCACUUGUCCCGAGCAUACGCUAGUAACAUGGGAGGGUACAAGAACGAGGGCUUCGUGGAAGUCUUGGCUGCUCAACAGAGCCCCGAAAACCCCAACUGGUUUCAGGGAACCGCUGAUGCAGUGAGGCAAUAUCUCUGGCUCUUUGAGGAAGCCCAGGUGUUGGAAUACGUAAUUUUGGCAGGAGACCACUUGUACCGUAUGGACUAUCAGAAAUUUAUUCAAGUGCACCGUGAAACGAAUGCUGAUAUCACUGUUGCUGCUUUGCCUAUGGAUGAAACUCGUGCCACCGCGUUUGGGUUGAUGAAAAUCAAUGACCAGGGACGGAUUAUCGAGUUUGCGGAGAAACCCAAGGGCGACGAGCUCAGAGCUAUGCAGGUGGACACAACUGUCUUAGGUCUAGAUGCCGCUAGAGCCAAAGAAAUGCCUUACAUCGCGAGUAUGGGUAUUUACGUCGUCAGCAAGGAGGCUAUGAUCUCUCUGCUUCGUAACGACUUCCCCGAGGCAAACGAUUUUGGAAGUGAGGUCAUUCCUGGUGCUACAGAGAUGGGCAUGAAGGUUCAAGCCUACUUGUAUGACGGCUACUGGGAAGAUAUUGGAACUAUCGAAGCCUUCUACAAUGCAAACUUAGGCAUCACGAAGAAGCCUGUUCCUGACUUCAGUUUCUACGAUAGGUCUGCCCCCAUAUAUACACAAGCUCGCUUCCUUCCUCCUUCAAAGAUGUUGGAUGCUGACGUAACGGACAGUGUGAUCGGAGAGGGUUGUGUCAUCAAGAAUGCCAGAAUCUACCAUUCAGUGGUUGGAUUGCGGUCUUGGGUCGCAGAAGGCGCUGUCAUCGAAGACGCACUUCUCAUGGGUGCUGAUUACUACGAGACCGACGACCAAAGAAACGAGCUGUUAGCUACGGGUGGCAUUCCCAUGGGCAUUGGCAAAAACUCAGUAAUCAAGAGAGCGAUUGUUGACAAAAACGCACGAAUUGGAGAGAACGUCCAGAUUGUGAACAAGGACGGUGUGCAGGAGGCAGCCCGGGAGACAGAUGGUUACUUCAUCAAGAGCGGAAUAGUCACAAUUAUCAAGGACGCGAUCAUCCCUCACGGAACAAUCAUCUAAGCUCUCACCGCCUUUCUCUGUGACAAUGCCCCCAAAGCGUGAUCGAGAAAGGAUCUUCCUGCAGGUUGUGGGUGGCAGUAACCUCUUCCCUCCAUUCCUCUCGUCUUUUGAUUUUUUUUUUUUUUCUCCAUUUCUCUGCAGGCGGAUGACUUGGAACUCGUGAUCAACUUUCGCUUCCGGCGCAGAUUUUUCUCGCUCGUCAGGUUUCAGUCAUCCGCCCAGAACUAGGCAGCAGAUGUGUGUGUGUAGGGUCUGAGCUGCAGUGAGAGCUACUUAUCAAUUUUGGUAGGACGACGUGUAUACAAGUCCCUGGAGCGUUGUUGUUGUUUCAACUAUGUAUCGUAACCAGAUCUCUAUUGUAUGAUUAGUGAGCUUUAAUCGAAAUUUACGAGCGAACUCUAUUCCCAUGAAUCAGAAGUUGUUUCCAUUGCUGUUCUUCCACCCCAAAGUCUCACUGAAGUUCUACAUUGAAUUUUGCGUAGCUCUCUUUCCUACCAAUAGGGUUCCGUGUCGAAAAUCCGCAUCAUCUUGAAGUAUGGAAUUGAGCGCCGUCAAGUGGCCCUGAAUCACGCUUCAUUUGAGGGGACGAACUGUUUGAAAGCGUGCGGCGGACGUCCACAAUCGCGGCACCAAUGUGGCGCCGGAGACAAAAACAACUCUAAAUUUUUUGUACCCUUUUCUGAAAAAGCUUAACAAGCGUUUCACCAAAGCUUUUCGGCAGAACUUUCUCUUUGGGUGCUUUUUUGGGGUAAUUUCUUAAUUUUUUUGUUUGAUUUUUUGCAGUUGGUAGACUGGAUUUAGUUGUUGAUAGGUUUGAUAGGUUUGUUACUAGAUGUGACUGUUUUUUUGAGAUUGAGUAAUUUGGUUCUAGUUAAAGAAUGAAUUCUUGA
Messenger RNA from Physcomitrium patens, 2721 nucleotides. RefSeq names its product glucose-1-phosphate adenylyltransferase small subunit, chloroplastic/amyloplastic. Gene Ontology annotation, molecular function: glucose-1-phosphate adenylyltransferase activity. The record is from RefSeq and is a predicted model, not a curated record. NCBI's taxonomy places the organism in Eukaryota, Viridiplantae, Streptophyta, Bryopsida, Funariales, Funariaceae. Gene Ontology annotation, biological process: glycogen biosynthetic process.